Priceomyces carsonii is the source of this 2184-nucleotide messenger RNA. RefSeq names its product cleavage polyadenylation factor subunit. The transcript has a single exon. The record is from RefSeq and is a predicted model, not a curated record. Gene Ontology annotation, biological process: mRNA 3'-end processing. The coding region runs from base 1 to 2184 and encodes 727 amino acids. Gene Ontology annotation, cellular component: nucleus. Gene Ontology annotation, molecular function: protein binding; mRNA binding. NCBI's taxonomy places the organism in Eukaryota, Fungi, Ascomycota, Pichiomycetes, Serinales, Debaryomycetaceae.
AUGUUUAUACAAUCUGAGAAAAAGAAAAGGUUAACUCUUGAUGUGAUUGGUCUGUUAGAAGAUGAUUUAGAAGCUGAUGAGUUGAAUUACGACAAGUGGAGUAAAUUGAUAAAACUUGCUCUUGUAAAAGAUAAAGAAGAGCAGGUAAGAAAUAUUUUCACGAAAUACUUGACCAUCUUUAAGUUUGAUGGCCAGCAGUGGUGUAAUUAUAUCAACUAUGAGCUAAAUAGAGGUGAAUUUAAGAAGGUUGAAUCUUUAUUUCAAAAAUGUUUUCUGAUUACCCAAAGUGUGGAACUUUAUCGCUUGUAUGUUUCAUAUGUUCGUCGUGUAAACGAUGUGAUUACGGGUGGUGAAAUGGCUAGAGGAAUCGUUAUUCAAGCUUUCGAAUUUGCCGUAAGCAAAGUUGGAAUAGACAUUACGAGCAGUCCUCUUUGGAAAGAUUAUUUAGAUUUCUUGAAAUCGUGGACUCCUGCGGCGACCUGGGAACAACAGCAAAAAAUUGACUUGAUUAGAAAAGUAUACAAGAGAUAUUUAGUGAUACCUACCGAGAAUAUCGAAUCGCUGUGGUCUCAAUAUACUAAAUGGGAGAAUGAAGUUAAUUCUUCAACUGCUAGCAAAUUUAUUUCGGAAAAGUCUGCAGAGUUUAUGCUUGCCAGAUCAUGGAAUACUGAAUGGCAUAAUGUGACAAAAAGUCAAUUGAUUAGGACAAUCGUACCUCACGGGAUUGAAAAUACCUUAACUCAAAACCAAUUAACAUUAUGGCAUCAGUGGUUGGACCUCGAGCGAAGAAACAGUUUACAGAUCAAAGAUGAGUCUUUGCUAAAACAAAGACUAGAAUAUGUAUACAGACAAUCAACUAUGUCUCUAGUUUUUGUGCCCGAAGUAUGGUUUAAGUUUAGCAACUUUUGGUUGUUAGAUAAUGAAGAUGCGAAUCUUAAUAAAUGCACGAGUUUACUCACGGAUAGCCUUACAAUAAAUCCAAAAAGCUUACUAUUAACAUUUCAGUUAGCUGAGCUUUACGAAAAAGACAACGACUUUGAAAAGUCUAAGGAAGCCUAUGAGACGCUCGCACGUGUCCUAGUGAAAGAUUACGAUCUAUGCAAUGAGCAAAUCAAAGAACUUGAGGGUAAAACAAAAAAGGUAAUUAGCAAUGGAACCGGAGAUGAUCAAGAUGCUGAUGAUGAUGAUGAUGAUGAGGACCAAGAUGCUGAAAUAGAAUCUAAUGAGCCAGUUUUCCAAUUCUCGGAAGAUGAUGCCAAAACGUUAAUCUCAUUAUAUGAGGAAGAGAAGGUAACCAUUAGGUCCAUUACAUUGGUUUAUUCAAAAUUAAUGAUGGCUUCCAAGAGAUCCCAGGGAAUGAAAGAGGCUAGAGGAAUUUUCAAACAGGCUCGUGAACAUUUUAAGCCAAUUGGACAUGAAAUAUAUGUGCAAAGUGCAUUGAGAGAACAUUAUAGUGAUAAUAAAAAAUCCGCACUCAAAAUCUUUGAGUUAGCGUUGAAGUAUUUCGGGACAAACGGAGAAUUUUUGAUGUCUUAUUUGACUUAUUUAAUCAAUGCCAAUGAUGUCGAUAAUGCAAGAAAAUUAAUUCAAACCGCAGAUGCGAAUAUCUCGAAAGAUGUGACUCAACUAAAGGAACAAAUUGCAUCUCCUGAUUUGAACUCAUUUUAUAAGCAAUUGAAGCAGCAUGAAAUCAAUAGUAAGAAAGUCUAUUUAAGAAAGUUAUACAAGGCAUACAUUUCAUAUGCCUUUUGCUAUCUUUCUUUGGAUGUUGCUAAUAGCUUUGCUAAUAGAUAUCAGCAACUAUUUCCAGAGGACGAUCCAAUAGACCUAUUUAGUGAUAGAUAUCGUAUUGACAACAUGAAUUUGAUCAAGCGUUUAGAGUUAGCCUCAACUGAAAGUGAGAUUUCGGACGAUGAGCCAGUGCCCAAGAGAAGAAAAGUUCAGAACUCGGAAAAUGUAGCAUUUGAGUCUUCAGGUAGCACUCAGACUAAUAACAAUAAUUUCAGCCUACCUCCUAUUCCCGGAACCCAGACUACUCAACAUGGCUUCGUUGGCAGCAACAUAUACAACCUUCUUAGGGUCUUACCUAAUGCUUCGUAUUUUGGUACAUCUUCAGAUCAUGUUUUCGAUGCAGGUAAGUUAAUAGAACUAUUUACAAAUCUUCCGAAUACUACUGUGGAUUAA